Messenger RNA from Amaranthus tricolor (Joseph's coat), 1743 nucleotides. RefSeq lists its product as uncharacterized. The coding region runs from base 233 to 790 and encodes 185 amino acids. The record is from RefSeq and is a predicted model, not a curated record. The transcript has 2 exons. Lineage: Eukaryota; Viridiplantae; Streptophyta; Magnoliopsida; Caryophyllales; Amaranthaceae.
CAUACUCUUCCUUUCCUUCCACCUUUCCCUUUCUUUUCCUCCCUCUUCCACCACUUGAAUCCCAUCAAUGAAGUCCCUCCAAAAAUCAUAAUAAUAAGUAUUCCCCAAAUAGACUAUCAAAUAUGAUCACUAUUCACUGGAGGUGUACAUUCAGACAAUUUAUUUCAAGUCGAAUUAAGUCAUAUCAGAUUUCGAUUAAUCAAAUUAAUUUUGUUCGAAAAAUAAUAAAAUAAUGAACAUGAUAAGAUGUUGUCUAUCUUGCAUCCUCCCGUGCGGGGCAUUGGAUGUAAUCCGCAUCAUCCACACAAACGGCCGCGUGGAGGAGAUUUCCGGCACGAUACGAGCUGAAGAAGUAAUGAAAGCACACCCCAAACACAUCCUUAAGAAGCCAACUUCACGUCCUAAAUCCGACGUCGUUCAAGCUGUUGACCGUGGGCCCACUAUUGUAGUGGUCCCACCUGAUGCUCAACUUCAAAAAGGGAAGAUUUACUUUCUUAUCCCUGUUCGUGAUCAUCAGAAGAAAUCGAAGUCGUUGUCAUCAUCAUCACCGUUGAUUAAUGCAUCUAGGGGAUCAACGGCUAGGAGAAAACAUAAGAUGAUUAGUAGUAAUUCAAUAUCAAUAAAAGGUGGUAAUUUGGUUUUAGCAAAUGGGGAUGGAGAUAAGUAUUUGAGUGAUAUAUUAAGUGAAAAAGUUAUUCAUACAGAAAAAAAAAGAGGAAGAGUUGCUGUUUGGAGACCUAAUUUAGAUAGUAUUUGUGAGACUCACAGUGAAACGGCUUCAAGUAAUUAAUAUAAUUUAUUAAUUUAAUUUUUUAAAAAAAUUUUGAGGUAAGGUCGAGAAUUUCUUACUAACAAGAGGAGUCGUAUGAUUGAUCCUACUCCUACCUACAGGAAAAUCAAACUCCUAUUAUAAAUUUAAAAAAUAUUCUUUUAUUCUAGGUAAGGUCAAUCUAUGCAUGAUUUUCGUUUAUAAUUAAACAUAUCAUUUUGAUGUGUGUAUUUUUUUUUUCUUUUUAUUUUUUAUUUUCGACUAUUAAUUAUUUUUAGAAAAAGAAAAAAAAAAGAGGAAGUUUUUGUUAUAUAGAUCAUGAACAUUUUUGUGUGAACAUAUGACAUUGGGUAAAAUUGGAGUAAUUAUACUCUAAAUGUUAAUUAUACAUACAUACUCCUAAUAUUUUAUGCUAUUUAAUUAUAUUGUUUUAUAAAUGAGAGAAUUAUAUAUGAAAUGAAGUAUUUUUGUAUGAAUAUUAUUGUUUAUUAAAGAAAAAACUUAAUCAACUACACUUCUCUUUAUUUAUCUUUGUCAAUUGUAUUUUUUUUUUUUUAUUAUUUGAGAUGGAUUGAAAAUAUUAUGUGUAGUUCAAAUUAUAGAGUUAUAUUAAGCAAACAGCCUAUUUUUAAGAAAUCAAAAUUUGUACACAAUCCAAAGUCUCACCAUACAUAUUUUAAGGAAAAAUAUGAUUAAAAAGAAAGUGGUUUCCACAAUGAUAACCAGUAGAUGAUUUUGCAAUAUGUUGCUUCAUGUUCUUGGUCUCCCAAUUAUUCCAAUUAUGGGCAUUGUUUGCUCUCACAAGUCAUAAUAUGGACCAUUCACAAGACAAAUUAAAGUUUGUAUUUAUAGUUUCCUACUAUAUUUGUUUAUUUGUUCUUUCCAUUUAUUUUUUGAGUUUUCAUUUUGAAUUUUAAAAUUUCUAAAAAUUCAUAUUAAUUUAGUAUAUUUAUAUUGAGACGAAUCUAUCAAGA